This is a messenger RNA of Condylura cristata (star-nosed mole), 806 nucleotides long. RefSeq names its product nicotinamide riboside kinase 2 (gene NMRK2). The record is from RefSeq and is a predicted model, not a curated record. The transcript is spliced from 7 exons. Gene Ontology annotation, cellular component: cytoplasm. The coding region runs from base 1 to 624 and encodes 207 amino acids. Lineage: Eukaryota; Metazoa; Chordata; Mammalia; Eulipotyphla; Talpidae.
AUGAAGUGCAUAGUGGGCAUCGGAGGCGUCACCAAUGGCGGCAAGACCACGCUGACCAACAGCCUGCUCAAGUCGCUGCCCAACUGCUCUGUGAUUCACCAGGAUGAUUUUUUCAAGGGCACUGAACCUAGGGCUUGGGCUCCUCUGUUUCAGCCCCAAGACCAAAUAGCAGUUGGGGAGGACGGCUUCAAACAGUGGGACGUGCUGGAGUCCCUGGACAUGGAAGCCAUGCUGAGCACCGUGCAGGCCUGGGGGAGCAACCCCCAGAAGUUCGCCCGCGCCCACGGGGUCGGCGUCCAGACGGAGGCUUCGGACACCCACAUCCUCAUCUUGGAAGGCUUCCUGCUCUACAGCUACAAGCCCCUCCUGGACUUGUACAGCCGACGGUACUUCCUGACCGUGCCAUACGAAGAGAGCAAGUGGAGGAGAAGUACUAGAAGCUAUAAAGUCCCCGACCCCCCUGGCAUCUUCGAUGGCCACGUGUGGCCCAUGUACCAGAAGUAUAAGCAGGAGAUGGAGGCCAACAAUGUGGAAGUGGUGUACCUGGAUGGCACCAAGUCCCGCGAGGAGCUCUUCUACCAAGUCCUGGAAGACAUUCAGAACUUGCUCCUGAAUCACUCCUAGGUGUGACUGGGGCACAAAGGCCCAGCCCCAGUUGCAGGAAUCCACAGAAGAACCAUGCACAAACCCAGCUGCAAGAAUGCCAGGUCUGUGGCUUCCCGGCCAGAUCGUUUCCCUUUGGGAAAUCUGUACAUAUGCAAGUGAGCCCCACUCACAGCUCACAGUCUUGGCACUCUGGGAUCCAG